UGCGGUAAGUGAAAACUCGCUCAAUCCACAACAGAAAUGGGAGAAUUAGCAACUUUACACCAGCUGUUUCGAACAGACUAAUCGGAUUUUGCAGUUUCGCGCGAGUUCCAAGUGGUUAUCUGGUUCUAAACAACGUAAACGAGUUCUCUAUAUACCGUGCGUAAAUGUAACGCUUGGAUCCUAGGGGAUCCUUUACAAUUAGGAUCUUAUUGAUUUGGACGGGCUAGACAUUAGUGGAACAAUUUUUGUGGAAAAUUCCUGACAUGGAUGAAGAUCACGCGGACUCUGCUGCACCUGCUGGAGGCGUGCAAGUCACCAUGGAGACAUUGCCAGAGGAGCUCCUCUCCCAUAUCCUCAGCUUUCUCUCCCUGCCUGAACAGCUCAAGGUGGCAUCAGUGAGUCGGCAGUGGCACCAGUGUGUGAUCGGUUGUCUGGCUCGCUACCGGUGCUUCACUAUGGACUUGAUUCCUAUCCCUGCCUUCUGGUACUACACCAAUGAACGGCUAGAGAGAGUUCUGUCGCACCUGCCUGGGCUCCGCCGCCUGGAGAACGUCAAAUGCCAGAAUGUCGGCGACGACUUGAUGUGGUUCUUCAACAUCGAACCGGCUGGACUACUAGACGCAGAUAUUUUGUGUCGCCAUUGUCCGCUGCUGGUAGAGGCCAACCUGCGUGGAUUUAAACUUGACGUUCCUGCCCUGGAACGGCUCUGCCUUGGCUGUCCAGGUCUGGAGGAGGUUACCCUCCCCGCGGCCUGCGACGAAGCUUGUGUCGAAGUAGUGCUGCGCGGCCUUCCCAAACUCAAGACCCUAAACAUCGACCUCAAAAAGCUGACGGGAAAGUUCUUGUCGCUACUGCCCGCUAAUCUGGAGCGGCUCGAGAUGCGCGGUGUGUUCAAACUGCUAGAAGAGGAGCUGGAGAGGGCACCCAGUUACACGACCCUGGAAGAGCUGGACAUCACGGGUCUCAAGAACGCAUCAUGCCCCGCACUAGUCAAGCUGCUCUCAGUGUGUCCGCAACUGAUGAUGCUCGAUGCGUACGGAUCCGGUAUCACCGAUGCCUUUCUGGAACAACUCCCGGUGAAGAUACCCGGUCUCCGCGUUCUCCACAUAUCAGGAUGCGAAGGUCUCUCUGAGGCUGGCCUCCUCAACCUGGCCCGUCUGAAGGAGCUCCGCUGGCUGGAUCUGUUCGACACCAACACCACCGACGCGGUGCUGCGGGGGCUGCUCAGCGCCACCCGACUGUCCUUCCUGGCCGUGGGGUCACACUGCGACAGACCCAUACAGUCGACUGAGGACGUCCUGUGCGACCUGGUGCUGGCGCUGCCGUCGCUGCGUGAGGUGCGUCUGUCCCGCGGCAUUUGGAUAAACGACGUGAUCAGUUUCCUAAACGGCAGGCUACCGCACCAUCGCAACGUCACUCUGUCUCUGCCCACCAGUGCCACAUCGAAACUGUACGAUGAACCUGAGGAGGGUGACCCCCUGCGACUGGAGAUCUACCCAGACUAGGUUCCUGGAGCACCGUCACAAGCCGUCGCGACACCAGCAUCGCGCGCGGCGUUCGGUGGCGACGCCGAGCAUGAUCUCAGGGUGAAGCAGCGAGUGUUCAUUCGUCAAGCAGUAUGCUGUGAUUCACGGAAGUUCGGCCAUCUCACAGAGAUGGGGGCGUGAUAUCAAACUGUGUAUAAGUGUUCCUUCGCCCAGCAGUGCUGUGAUUCAGGGACUCGGUGGUGAAAUGGGCGUGAUUUCAACAUGUGUUUAAGUGUUCCUAUGCUGCGAUUCAGAAGCUCUUUGCCUGUGCCAUCUCACUGCACCCCGGAAGCUCGGUGGCAGUGUUAGGUGUGAUUUCAACCUGUUUUUAAGUGUUCCUAUGCCGUGAUCCAGAGAAUGGGUGACAGUGAUGGCUGUGGUUUCAAGCUGCGUUUAAGUGUUCUUAUGCUGUGAUUCAGAGGCUCGUUGCCUGUGCCAUCCCACUGCACACUGGAAGCUUGGUGGCAGUCAGAUAGGUGUGAUCUCAGCAUGUGACCCCCAAGUGUCCUCCGUCAGUGCUGUGAUUCGCGAACGACGAAAAUAUUGUUUGAAGGAUCGUAAUAAACAUUGUUUCAUUUAA
Messenger RNA from Amphibalanus amphitrite, 2106 nucleotides. RefSeq names its product F-box/LRR-repeat protein 20-like. NCBI's taxonomy places the organism in Eukaryota, Metazoa, Arthropoda, Thecostraca, Balanomorpha, Balanidae. The transcript has 7 exons. Gene Ontology annotation, biological process: SCF-dependent proteasomal ubiquitin-dependent protein catabolic process. Gene Ontology annotation, cellular component: SCF ubiquitin ligase complex. Bases 264 to 1505 code for a protein of 413 amino acids. Gene Ontology annotation, molecular function: protein binding. The record is from RefSeq and is a predicted model, not a curated record.